Molecule: messenger RNA, 943 nt
Organism: Hemiscyllium ocellatum (epaulette shark)
Lineage: Eukaryota; Metazoa; Chordata; Chondrichthyes; Orectolobiformes; Hemiscylliidae
Gene: rgs7bpa
Product: regulator of G protein signaling 7 binding protein a
Exons: 7
Coding region: 1-762 (253 amino acids)
Biological process (GO): G protein-coupled receptor signaling pathway
Cellular component (GO): postsynapse; nucleus; neuron projection
Source: RefSeq, a predicted model, not a curated record
AUGAGUUCUGCAGUGAAUGGGCGCAUACCCCGCCGCAAGUCGCCAGGCUCCAUCGUGCAGCUCGGCAAGGAGCUGGAGAGGGAAGCGGGGAGGACAGACAGCUUGGAGAUCGCUCCUAAACCCUUCCGGGCACUCGAGGAGUGUAAAAUGCUGGUGCAAGACUUCAACACACAGGUGGCCCUCUACCGCGAACUGGUCAUUUCCAUUGGGGACGCCUCGGUGGACUCUCCCUCCCUGCGAGCUGAAAUGCAGAGGACACGGGCCAAAGGUUGUGAGAUGGCCCAGAACGCACAUCAGAAACUCUCCGCAAUCUCAGGCGCUGAAGAUGGGGAAAUCCAUCCAGAAAUUUGCAGGCUUUAUAUCCAGCUUCAGUGCUGUCUGGAGAUGUACACAACAGAAAUGCUGAAAUCAGUCUGUCUACUAGGGUCCCUUCAGCUUCAUCGGAAAGGGACAGACUCCUUGAUGGCUCCCAAAUUAAUAGACAGCAAACAGGAAGAGAGUUCUCAAGCUCCAAUUUUAGAAGAUCCACCAAUUUCACCUCUCCAAGAUCUUCAGCCAUAUUCUUGGCAUGUUUCCACAGAUAUUGAAAAUACUGAAAGAGACAUACGAGAAAUGAAAAAUCUUCUAAGCAAACUCAGGGAGACUAUGCCUUUACCACUAAAGAACCAAGAUGAUAGCAGCCUCCUCAAUCUGACUCCAUAUCCACUAGUGAGGAGGAGGAAACGAAGAUUCUUUGGACUUUGCUGCCUUGUAUCAAGUUAAAGGAUAACUAACACGAGACUGAGAGGAAAUGUCAUUGAAUGCCUAUCUUGAAGAAGUUCUACUCAUCUUUCCAAUGGGAUUUCCGUUUGUCUCUCUUGCUGUAUUAAUUUUCAUUGUUUUCCUGUAUUUAGUCAGGGAUUUAGAAACCUCCUCUUUCACAACCACACCCACUUCAUAGUAA